Messenger RNA from Closterium sp. Yama58-4, 1527 nucleotides. The record is from the annotation of a GenBank genome assembly. Lineage: Eukaryota; Viridiplantae; Streptophyta; Zygnematophyceae; Desmidiales; Closteriaceae.
AUGGACGUGUGGGGCCCCGCCCGCGUCCGUGCACAAGGCGGGGAGCGCUACUUUCUGCUGGUAGUUGACGACUACACGCGUUACACCACGGUCUUCCCCUUGCGCACCAAGGGUGAGGUCCCUGAUGUCUUGAUCCCUUGGAUCCGCACUACCCGUCUCCAGCUGGAGAGGCGCUUUCGCUCGGACCUUCCAGUCCUGCGACUGCACUCUGAUAGAGGUGGUGAGUUUUCCUCCGACCUCUUGAGAGCCUUCUGUCAGGGGGAGGGCAUUGAGCAGACGUUCACGCUUCCGGCCUCUCCGCAGCAGAAUGGGGUUGCUGAGCGCCGCAUUGGCCUGGUCAUGGAGGUCGCUCGUACCUCCUUGGUCCAUGCGGCUGCCCCCCACUUUCUGUGGCCGUUUGCGGUACGGUACGCCGCGCAUCAGCUCAACCUCUGGCCCCGUGUCUCUGACCCGGACACCUCGCCGACACUGCGUUGGACGGGAGAGGUUGGCGAUGCGUCGGUGUUUCGAGUCUGGGGAUCUCGUGCCUUUGUCCGCGAUGCGUCCGCGGACAAGCUCUCCUCCCGUACCCUCCCCUGUGUCUUCCUUGGCUUUGUCCCGGACGCGUCUGGCUGGCAGUUUUACCACCCUGCCUCGCGCCGUGUCUUCCCUUCUCAGGACGUCACGUUUGACGAGUCGGUCCCCUUCUACCGUCUCUUCCCCUACCGCACUGCCCCGCUCCCCCCUCCGCCGCUCUUCCUCACUCCAGGUGCUGCUGUGGUAGACCCCCUGCCUCCCCAGGGUCCUGCAACCUCAGGUGUUUCCCAGGUAGACCCGGUCGAGCCUGUCGAGGUAGCUGUCGACUCUGGUCCUGCGCGAGGUACUGAGCCUGAGCGUGCCGAGCCUGGUGGUGCUGGGUCUGGUGGUACCGAGACUGGGGGUGCUGAGCCUGGGGGUGUGGAGACUGGGGGUGCUGAGCCUGGGGGUGCUGCCGCUGGGGGUGUUGGGCCUGAGGGUGCUGACACUGGGGGUGCUGCGCCUGGGGGUGCUGACACUGGGGGUACUGAGCCUGGGGGUGCUGUGCCUGGGGUUACUGAGCCUGGGGGUGCUGCGCCUAGAGGCACUCUUUCUUCCUUGGAGCUGCGUGAGUGGUACUCUCGGUACUGCCGCCGCCACAGUGGUACUGUGGGAGCUGGGAGUACUGUUGACACUGGAGCUGAGGGCGCUGGAGCUCCUGGUGCUGGUGUGGCUGCCGACCCUGGGGUUGGCGCUGGAGGUGCUGGAGCUGCUGGGCCUGGAGGUGCUGCUGGAGCUACUGGAGGAGCGAGUGCUGCUGGAGCUGGAGGUGCAGGUGCUGACGGUGCUGCUAGAGCUGGUGCUGAGUCUGGGGGUGUUGCUGCUGGGGACACUUCGACAGGAGACCCUGGGACUACAGGUGCCGGCUCUGGGGGUGCUCCUGCUAGUGACGCUGGUCCUGGAGGUGCUGGAGCUGCUGGAGGUGGUGGAGCUGCUGGUGCUGGGGGCACUGCGCAGCCACGACUACCCUGA